Paramecium sonneborni is the source of this 843-nucleotide messenger RNA. The record is from the annotation of a GenBank genome assembly. NCBI's taxonomy places the organism in Eukaryota, Ciliophora, Oligohymenophorea, Peniculida, Parameciidae.
AUGAAGCUUAGGAGGAUCAUAACUUAUUUUUAAGUAAACAUCAAAUUAAUCUAUAUUACAAGUAAGAUAAUUAAAUAAAUGAAAUAACAUACUCAUAAUAAAAUAACCUAUUUAAUACAAAUAAUCUUAAUUUUAAUAAAUAAGUCUAAAUAUUUGUAUAAAUGCCAAAGAGUUCUAUCUUGCGAUGUAAAUAAUAAUUAGGAAUGUUUACAACAAAUUGAAGAUUAAAUUUAAAAUAAGAAGGUAUACCUCCAAAUAGGUAUAGAUUAUAUUUGGGUUCUAAAUAGUUAAAUAGUAAGAAAACUAUAAAGAAAUUUUAAACUUUGCAUCUUAAUAUAAAAUGCAGUAACAAGAUUAUUGUAGUAGACAAUCAGUAAAGAUAUAUUAAAUUGGUCAAACUUAAGGAUUUUAUUCUUAAAAUUAAAUAAUAUUUGGAAGAUAAUUUAAAUUUUCCAAUAAAAUCUUAAGAAUUAUAUUUUUAGGGUAUCUAAUUAGAAGAUUAUUAUACAUUAUUUUAGUAUCAGAUUUAAAAGCAUCUUAAUCCUUUUGUUGAAUUAAAAUUACAAAAUCUUAUUUAUAUAAAAAAUCAAAAAAUAGUUAAUUUAUGAAUUAUUUAGAUAUGUUUUAGACAAUUAAAAAUUUAAAAACAUUAUUGAUUUAAAUUAUUCUGAUUUAAGUUAUUUUCAUCUAUUAAAUAAUGAUGUAAUUUUAAAAGAUAAAUAUUUACUAAGUACUUACGAUAUUAAUCAUUUAUCAAUACUUAAAUUAGUUGAAAUUAAAUACAUAAAAUUUGAAUUACAAACCUAGACUUUAACAUUCCAAAUAGAAAAAAAAAUACUAUGA